AUAACGUGAGGGGCAGAGCUCACCGGAGGGACUAGCUGGUUGUUUUCCAGCUGUCCAUUGACAGUUUACAUCUGCUUUUAUUUAUCUUUAUGCAGCGGCUCGGGUUUGACAGCCGCUCGUAGUUUGGCUGCACAGCCUCGUUAAUUCACCAGGUGUUGGGACUUGAAGCGAGCGAUGUCGGAGGACGGCUGGGUGGCAACAACAACAACAGGGCGCGCUGCUGUCCCGUUAGCAUCGCAACGUCCUCAGGUCCAUGUUGCUUAACUCUGCCGGGCGAGUACACCCGUCCACGCCUCCUAUCCAGUCCAGACCAGUCCUGUCCAGAGGCCCGCCGUGAUGGCCGAGGAGGACCCCCAGCAGCAGCAGCCGGAGCGCGGGGCGAGGAACCUGCCCGGCCUGCUCUCCGGGCUGCAGGGCGCUGAGGCCAGUGCUCUGCAGCUCCGGAUCAAGAACUCCAUCUGCAAAUCUGUUCAAUCCAAAGUGGAAAACAUUCUGCAAGAUAUCGAGAAGUUCUCAGACAUUGAAAAACUCUACCUCUACCUUAAGUUGCCUUCUGGUCCCAGCAGUAACACUGAUAAAAGUGACCAGAGCGCCCUGUCAUCAAGCCGCACACAGCAGAUGCACGCAUUCAGCUGGAUCCGCAAUCAUUUAGAGGAAUACCCAGAGACCUCUCUUCCCAAACAGGAGGUCUAUGAUGAAUACAAGAGCUUCUGUGACAAUCUUAACUAUCACCCACUGAGUGCUGCAGACUUUGGAAAAAUGAUGAAAAAUGUCUUCCCGAACAUGAAGGCACGUCGACUUGGCAUGAGAGGAAAAUCAAAAUAUUGCUAUAGUGGACUAAGGAAGAGGCCCUUUGUUCACAUGCCAUCUUUACCCACUUUGGAUCUCCAUAAAACAGGGGACGGACUCCAUUGUGAUGUCCUUGAGUCAGCGGGACAGCUGAGCAGCAUAAAGGAGGAUGUGAGAUUUGCAGCCUGUGAUCUGGUGUGUGAGUGGGCCCAGAAGGUGUUAAAACGCCAGUUUGAUGCCGUGGAAGACUUGGCUCGCUUCUUAAUCGACAGCCAUUAUAUCAGCAACAAGUCUUUGGCAGCUCUCACUAUUACAACCGGCACUGCAACAGAGCUCAAUACUCCACAGUCAGCCUCAGCAUUCAUCCCCACUGCUGAGGCACACUCCUUUCAGCCUCAUGUGACCACCCUGAGUUCACCUUCUGUUGAUGCCAAGCAGCAGCUCCAGAGGAAGAUUCAGAGGAAACAACAAGAGCAGAAGCUGCACUCUCCUUUACCUGGAGAGGGACAAACCCAGAGGGCAGAUGACGGUGUGCCUUGUGCCAGUCCCACCUCUCCAUCACCUCAGCCAGCCAUAGGCAUCAUGGUCGCUGCUGUCCCGAGCCCCAUCACGAUACAGAGAAGCAGGCAACUGAUGUCUCCCAGUUCAGUGGGAACAGUAGAGAACAAAAUGCUCCCUAUUAACUUCCAAAUGGUGACCCAGCCAGUUCAGGCAGUAAAACAGAGCACCAAAACCCCACAAAAUAUUCUAGCCAGUCCUGUGGGAGAGCGCACCGCUCGGCAGCGCUAUGCGCAAAUCUUGCCCAAGCCUUCGGCAACGACAGCUAUCACUUUGCGCUCGCCCUCCACCAUGAUCAUCGGAAACAACCCUAUUAAGACUGUGAUGACUACAUGUCAUGUCAGCCCAGUCAGUUUGGUCAAGAUGACAGCCAUAUCUCUUGCACCCAACAGCAGCAAUACCACCACUUCCCUUACCAACACCACUCUGCGGCCGGCAUCUGCAGGCAUUAGCAGUUAUGCAGUUGCAGAAGACGUUAGCUACAAUCAAAGCAUGAGGAGCACCUCUGCAGCCCCCCUUCUGGCCCCGGUGGCCAGGCCAGGGCAGACUGCUUACAACCAUACCAUCGAUGUUGAAAUGGAAGUUGAAGCUAUACAUAAAAACAGCCAAGUGCAAAAUCCUAGCAGUCAAAUUCUGACCCAAGGAACAAUGGCAAAUAGGGCUGGAGGGUCUGUACAGAGGGCCGCCAGUGUGCCCAUACCUCAGACCAGAGGCUUCCUGGGUCUGGAGGAAACAUGCAGCACUAGCACUUGCAAUGGAAUGUCCACCUCGAGCACUAACACUGUGGCACCAGUCGAAAGCAGCAAUAAUUGCGCUAAUAAUACAAGCACUUUGCACUUAACUCCCUCCACUCAGAACACCAGUGCUGUUUCUUUUCUGAACACCAGCAGGGGACCUUCAUGUGGGGAAAGCAGCAGUGUAACAUCAGCAAAGGAAGGUUUCUUGUCCACUAAGAGCCUCAGGAAACGUUCGGGCCUCAGCCCAGACCUUUCGCCAAUCAAAAGGGCUUUUAUGUCCCAGCAGGCUGUAGAGGGUGCUGCUGGUCUUGCACAUGGGAUGAGAAACAUGGUUAACGUCCCCAGACACGGAGCCCCUACUAGACCUGAAAGUGCACCAGCUACCAGGGAGGUAGAGACGAAAAUGAACUCUGUCUCGUCAACUCAAGUCCAUGGACUUGGCACUUCUUCUUUCAGAGCCAGUGGCUUUUACUCUGUUGCCAAAACACAGAGCUCACUGCAGAGGAAAAAUACUUCAACUGUUAUGGAAACUAACACCUCAUUUAGUCACGCGUUAAUACAGCAACAGCAAGGGCACACAAUGGCUAAUGCACAUGCUAUACCUAAUAACACUGGCCACCAAAAACAUUUAGGUGUGACUGAUGUUAGGAGUUCAAACUUGACCACUGGGAACCUGGAAGGAGUUCAGCAACAGACCUAUACUCAGUCCAACCCUGCUACUGAACCCUUAGACUUUUUCAAUCAAGCUUCAUCGUCGAGCCAGCUCCCCAUGCAGACAGAUACCGACUACUUUCCCUUUGAUGAUGAUGUGACUCAGGACAGCAUUGUCGAGGAGCUGGUGCAGAUGGAAGAGCAGAUGAAACUUAACAACCUGCAGGAGUUUGGAGGUUGCAACACAAUGCAAGGCCAACAGGCUAUGAUGCCGGACAACAUAAUGUCCACCAAUCAGACCAUGACUUUCUUUCAUGCUGCAAACAGCCACAGCAACCCGAUACAAACUCCAACACCGACACCCACUCCCACACCCACAUCAGAAAUGAUGGGAGGAGGCCAAGGCCUCACCAGAGAGAGCCCCUGUUCCCGCAUCGCCUCCACAACACCAGUGGACAGCGCACUGGGAAGCAGUCGUCACACCCCAGUUGGUACUCCACACUCCAACUGCAGCAGCAAUGUGCCUCCCAGUCCAGUGGAGUGCAGGAACCCAUUUGCAUUCACACCCAUCAACUCCAGCAUCACUGGUUUCCAUGAUGGCAGCACAGUCUCCAGCAGCCCUGUCAAGCCCAUGCAGAGACCGAUGGCCACCCACCCAGACAAGACUAGGCUGGAGUGGAUGAAUAACAGCUACAACAGCAGCAAUGGGAGCUCAAACAAGUCAAACAGUGGAAUUCUUCCCAGCUAUCAAGGCCUCAUAGGUGACCAUUUUCAAAAGCCUCACGCCUUCGCCGUCCCUCAUGCACGGCAUCACGACAGCCAUUUUGGCCGCUUGACUCCCAUCUCGCCUGUGCAGCAGCAGGUAGCUAGCAUGGCCAACAUGACCAAGCAGGAGGGUUUUGCCGUGCCAGCCCCUCUGGAUAACAAAGCCACCAACACACCUGCAGCAACUUCUCGAUGCCGCAGUGUAAGCCCCGCUGUACAUCAGAGAAAUUUGAGUGGGAACACAGGAAAUCUUCCUUAUAUCCCUCGAUCAGUAGUGUCUCCCUUUAACUCGCCUGUGACGCCUGAGGUGUUGAACAUCUUUGCAAACAGCCAGACAAAUCUUGGGGUGAGCAGCAUGGCUCAGAGGAGCCAUUCUGUGCCACUCAACGUCAUGAUGCAAACUGAGGUCCUGCCCACGCAGGGUCAACAAUGCAACAGCAAAAACAUCACCAAUGUCCUUCUGAGCAAACUGGAUGGGGACCACGAUGACACUGUGCGGGGCGUGGGCAUCAAUAAUUUACCCUCCAGCUACACUGCACGCAUGAAUCUAACCCAGAUCCUGGAGUCCACCCCAAACCUCUCCUGCAGUGACAACCACUUCAGCCUGAUGACCUCUGACUCCACCAGCACAUGCAAAUUGCAGAGGCCAAAUUACCUCAUCGAAAAUGCUGUUAAUGAACGAAUGAUUCUCUCAGCAGGAGACAGCCGAGCUCAGUCAGCCUCUGGAGAGCGGCACCGACAACAGGCUGAGUCUAUGUUGUUAGCUUUGAGCUCACAGCAGCAUCAAGAAGAACUACAGCAGCAUCAGGAGUUGGAUUUCAGCAGCACUGUGAAAGACCUCCUGACAGAUAACAGCCUUACUGCUGGCAAUCAGCUCAUGGAACAGGUGUCGGAGCUAACUACAGGCGCCGCAGAUUUCCCCUGCGAAAUCAGAAUGACAUCUGAGCUCUCCAGCAGCAUCAAUGACCUUAAUGCAUUGGACACAAACCUUUUGUUUGACCCCAACCAGCAGCAAGGGCAAUUUCAAAAUGCUGUUGCGGAGGAGUUGGUGAAUGAUCAGCUGUUUCAGCAAAUCACCAGCGAGUCGGCACAUUCAAGCGGACUCGACUGGCUAGAAAGUAAAGAUCAUCCAACUGUUGGGUUGAUGGGUUGAAAAUAGAGCUUUCUUUUAGUCAUGUUGAACAUGUUAACCUGUGGUUGCUGUUUGUUUUAUUUAUUUUGAGGCAUUUACACUUUAUAAUACAACACUGGACACAUCGAGGUUUGUCCAGUUUAAGUGCCAGACUGAACUGCAAAGAUGCUGCAACUCUGAUUAAAAUGCUGGUCAUUUCCCUUUAAUCAGAGAAUAUCACCUCAUGAUGUUUGAAAAGGAGCAUUUCUGAUAAGUAAACAAUACAGAGCAAAAAAAGAAACAUUUUAAUGUUGUGAAAAAUGAGAAAAUCAAACACCGUAAAGAAAUGUUGGAAUGAAUGAAACAAUGUUAUUAUCAUGAAGCCUUUCACAGCAGCAUUUCUUUAUAUAAACGAGUGUCUAAAUCCUGGGAACUGCAGGCCUUAUCUAACUAAAGCAUAAGGUACAAAAUCACAAAAUAUACUUACUGCUAAACUAAUAAUAUGCCAUAAAUUAAACAUUUGUUUUGUGGUGUAAAUUCACUGUAAAAAAACAAAAAAAAACAAGAUAUCUUUGUAUGAGCUUUAGGUGUGAGUCUGGUGUCAGCAACAACAAGACAUAGAAUCACAUUCAUCUGUGUGAAUCCAUUUAACAUAUAUAUAUAUCAUAAUAUAUAUGAUCUGUCAUCACUGAUGGUUCACUUCGAUGGAGCAGAUAGAGUAUUUGUUAAUACUUUUAAGUGUACCCGAACCAUAAAAGAAAAUCAUAAACAUUCUGUAAAAUUCAUCUGAUUAUAUUCACAUUUUCAAGCUUUGGAAUUCUCUCAUGUAAAGUAUUUCUAACAGUGGGACUCUGAGAACGAGCUAAUGAAUAAAAAAAAAAACCUCAUCUCUUAAUCAUCACGAGAAUCAAACGUCUAAUAUAGGUAGAGCUCAGACAUGUUGGAGAAAUUACCUCAAUAAUAUCAUUAGCUUCUUUUUCCACAUUGUUUAGUUUGUCAAGCCACAAAGGUUUGUCUUGCAUAAUCACAAACUAUAAAGUGUUAGAAGCUUAAACAAAUCCCUUUACUUUACAUGCACAGUAUGUAUUUGUUAAUGUUUAAUCCAUAGAUAUGUCCAGAAAUAUCAGCACUUCACAUUAUGGAACAAAAACGUUGAGAUCUCUUGUUCUGAGAUGUUUUUAUUGUGUACACAUCAAGCCAAGAAGGAUGACCUCUGUCCUGCACUGAAAGCUUUAAUUGUGUAUUGAGUACUUAUAUGGCAUUAUAUGGUAGUCAUGUCACACAGAGCAUUGUGGAUGAUUGUGGGACACAUUUCAUGUCUGAAUGUACAACAUGAAAGGUGUCCACCAAACAAGCAGCUAUGGUAAAAACUGAUAAAAUAUUUAAAAUCCUGAGAAUUAAACUAAGCCCCUUGAAACAAGGGUUUGUGCACUUUUGAAUCGUGUAUAAAAGAUAAUCAUAAUCAUAAUAAUAAUGAUCCUUAGCACUCAGAAAAUGCAUAAUUUGAAUUGUGCAAAUUACGCCUUCAAUCUAAAAAUGAACUAAAAAUGUACUUAAUAGUUUGGUUCCUAAUGUAGCACUCGUCAUACUGCACUGACAAUCUGUAAUACUGUACUUGUGUUUCCUUAUAUAAAUGCACUGUGUUUGUUUGGUUUGAAUAACGGGGGGAAUGUUCUUCACUACAUGCCCUGAGCUGUAACAGCUAAUCACUGAUCAAAUGUGAACGUCUUGCUUUACGCUGAUGACGUGUAAAGAAGGCAUGCAACCAUAGAUGAGAUGAGACUCACAGGUGCUCCUGAGGUUUGGUUUCUGAGCCUUAUGUCCAUACCAAAGACUUAACCUUUAAAUAUAACCUGUAAUAACAUGCACUGGGAUCCUUGGUGUCUAAUAUCAAUAUACUAUGUGAUGGACAUAGCCAUAACAAAUACAGAAUAUCUGUAAUAUGAAGGAUAAAAUGGGAAAUACAUGAAAGAUUGGUGCACUGGAAAUCAUUUCUUUAUAAAAAUCAGGACAAUAUUAAGAAUUUCUUUGUUUACUAUUAAUGAUGCUUUUGUAAGUCCAUCAGGUAAAUAAUGUUUUUUUGGAGGCAAAAAACAAAACAAAACACUGUAAUAUAUCCAUGAACUGCGUUAGCAUUAGCUCCCUGAGUGUGUUUGUAUUGUAGGUCACACUACCUUUAUUUGUUGUACAGAUUGGGAGUGUGGCCCCCGUGUGUUUUUGUGUUACUAUUUAUUUAGAGUGUGUUGUUUGUACAGGAGCUGUAACCUUGCAAACUAAAUAAUCUUGUGAAUUCACAGUAAAUUGACUUGCACUGUUAUGAUGUUUUCUAGCAUACGUUAGGUGUCAUAGCAUAAUAUCAUGUGUCAUAUACAGUCCUUUUUUAAAUAUAAACACAUUGUGGUAAGUGAUGAGACGAAAAUCUCAAAAUUCAGCAUGUUAUUCAACAUUUUUUAACUGGAUCUUGGUUAAAAAAAAAAAAAAAAAAAGAGAUCCCAGAAAAUAUUUGCACACGUUUUAAAAUGCGGCAAUGAGACGAUCCAUAAUUAUAUGGUGUCAUAUUAAUGUCAUAAUAUAUUAUAACUUCUGCCAAAGCAGAUCAUAUCCUUGUAAUAUAUUAUAUUUAAUCUCAUUUGGAGUAUAAUUUAAUUCAGACAGACUUCUCUGUCUGUUCUCUUAGCUUCAGUGUUUCUCUUUACUGUGUCUGAGAAAACAUUUGCAUUUAUUUGUUUAGCACUGACGUUUGUGUUCAAUGAAGACUUUACCCUUCCUCUU
Messenger RNA from Larimichthys crocea (large yellow croaker), 7383 nucleotides. RefSeq names its product DNA-binding protein RFX7. NCBI's taxonomy places the organism in Eukaryota, Metazoa, Chordata, Actinopteri, Sciaenidae. Bases 337 to 4653 code for a protein of 1438 amino acids. Gene Ontology annotation, biological process: regulation of transcription by RNA polymerase II. Gene Ontology annotation, molecular function: DNA-binding transcription factor activity, RNA polymerase II-specific; RNA polymerase II cis-regulatory region sequence-specific DNA binding. The transcript has 9 exons. The record is from RefSeq and is a predicted model, not a curated record.